Knipowitschia caucasica is the source of this 321-nucleotide messenger RNA. The record is from the annotation of a GenBank genome assembly. Lineage: Eukaryota; Metazoa; Chordata; Actinopteri; Gobiiformes; Gobiidae.
AUGAAGACAUUUGUUUUGCGCUCAGGUAGCUGGUUCUGGUGGCUGUUCUCGUCGCGGUCUUUGGCACAGCCGUCACCGCCGAGACAAUUACCCGGGCACAUGCUGUCGGGCAGAUUGCAGGUCCCCGCCCCGCUCCUGUCGACGCACUGCCAUCUGGCCCCGGCGAGGUGUUCGCAGGUCGGGCUUCUCCACGGACCCACGCACCUGUCAGUCAGCCGCCGCAGGAGACCGCCACGGUGCGACCUUCGGGACCGAGGCCGACACCGGGACCAGGCAUCGGAAGAGACGCGGGGUCUGAUCCGAGCAGGGAACACCACAUGA